Messenger RNA from Dermacentor silvarum, 2805 nucleotides. RefSeq names its product cytochrome P450 4V2. Gene Ontology annotation, molecular function: monooxygenase activity; oxidoreductase activity, acting on paired donors, with incorporation or reduction of molecular oxygen; heme binding. NCBI's taxonomy places the organism in Eukaryota, Metazoa, Arthropoda, Arachnida, Ixodida, Ixodidae. The record is from RefSeq and is a predicted model, not a curated record. The transcript is spliced from 11 exons. The coding region runs from base 14 to 1606 and encodes 530 amino acids.
CUUGCGGUCUGUGAUGCUGCUACUGCUUCUCCUAGCUGUCGUCGGCGCGUUGGGGCUGGCCCUGCUGCUGGCCACGCACGCGACCCGACGCCGUACGUGGAAGUACGUGAAGUGCAUGCCAGGCCCCAGCGAAUUUAUCCCCAUGCGCACGGUGCUCCAAGUGCAGCUCACCGCGGCAGCGCUCAAGAAACACGCGGUUCCUCCGAACGCCGUAAUAAUGCAGACACGUCUGGGCUUCUGUAAGCAGUUUGAAAACCAAGGCAUAUUCUGCUUCUACAUUGGUUCAAGACCGUGCGUCACAGUUUUCAAGGCAGAGCACAUUGAGGUGGUUUUGAACAAUCGCGCCACGCAGUCCAAAGCCUCUACCUAUUGGCUGCUUCAUUCGUGGCUCGGAACCGGACUCCUAACAAGUUCUGGAGCCAAGUGGAAAAGUAGGAGGCGAAUGCUCACGCCAGCUUUCCACUUCAAGAUUCUCGAGGAUUUUGUGGCGCCCAUGAAUGCCAUGGCGAGGCACACAGUUGCCAAGAUUGAAAAGCAGCUCAACAAGCCUUGGAUAGACGUGGUUCCCUUGGCAACUUCAUGCACCUUGAACGUCUUGCUUGAAACUAUUAUGGGCUUCUCGAACCCGAUGCAGGACUCCGGAUGCCGAAAGUAUGUCCAGAACGUGACAUCGGUAGCAGAAAAAGUUGUGAGCCGUUCACAGGCUCCCUGGUUUUUCUUUGAUUCGUUGUAUUAUAAAACAGAAGAAGGAAGAGAAUAUCGCAAGCACGUAUCAGAAAUUCACGAUUUCACCAAAAGGGUUAUCGCCAAAAGAAGAGGAGAAUUGUCGCAACAGAUCACCGAUGAAGCGAAGGCCCAGCCGCGUUCCCUGUUGACAGGCGACCGAGGCCCCGGCGGCCACUCGACGCGAACACGGUUGAACUUCAUCGACAUUCUACUCUGUUACAGCAUACAGGUAGACUCGUCCUUGACAGAUGAGGACAUUCGAGAAGAAGUGGACACUUUCAUGUUCGAGGGACACGACACCACAGCAAUGGGAAUUGCGUGGUCUCUAUACCUGAUUGCACUUUACCCGGACGUUCAAGCGAAAAUCCAGGAGGAAUUGGACAGUGUCGUCAAGGAAGACUUUGAGAGUGACAUAACACUAGAAGAAAUAAAGGAGUUGAAAUUCCUGGACUGCGUCCUCAAGGAGUGCCAGCGCAUUUACCCAUCCGUUCCCGCUUUUGGAAGAGCAGUGAAAGAAAAAAUGAAAAUCGGGGAGUACACCGUCCCCGAAAACAGUGACAUCGACAUCAUCGUAUACGCCCUGCACAGAGAUCCGACUGUCUUUCCCGAUCCGGAAGCUUUCAACCCAGAAAGAUUUUUACCAGAAAACGUGGCGAAUAGACAUCCAUAUGCCUACAUACCAUUCUCAGCUGGUCCUAGGAACUGCAUAGGACAACGAUACGCGUACAUGGAACUGAAGAUAAUCGUCGCUACAAUUCUUCGACGCUUCUGUCUGAAAGCGUUGGAUCAUCGUGAUCGCCUGAUAAUGAAAUGCGAACUCGUACUGCGACCUGAGAACGGGUUGAGGAUUGCUUUUACGCCACGACAAAAUCAUGUGUAAACCACACCAGCUACCGGAAUUCUCUUCCUAGUGGAGUCUGGUGGACUGUGUUCCGUUUGGUUUGCUCACUAGUUGACUGUCCAUAAUUAUUAGGCACUGUCUGUGGUCUCUAUAUGACGCAACUGAUUUUACCCGAAAUAAGUUUUGCAGUUCUUGGGCUUCGCUGCAUGCUUCUUGACGAUUUCUCAAUGUUUCAGCCAUCAACAGUGACUCGUUUUAGCAUUACAUAAGGCUUGUUACAUGGUAGAAUAUACAACAUAACGUUGGUCAUACUUGCUCGAAAGUGGCAGAUCACUAAUAACACUUUACAAAGCAGCGUUUCACUCUUAGCCGUAAGGAAAGUAUAACUUUGUGCAACUACCUUCGUGUUUCUCGGAGUUUUAUUGCCAAAUAUCUGUGCGCAUUCAUCGAACGCGGAGGCUUUCUUGCUUUGAACAAAAUACGCUCCAAGACAUCCCGAAUGUUGUAUUUGCCCCAAAUGCAUGAAUUGUACUAAGGUGCGAAAAUGACUUACUUAGUGAUAUGCGCCCCCAUGUCCGUGUAGUUCUCCACUUUACUCCCUCGACCCGUGUAGUGUAACCAGCUAAUAAUAAAUAGCUGCAUAAUAAUGUUUGCCUUCUACUGCUAGAGUAUGCAUCUGUAGUUUGUGGCAGAACGUCUAAAUCUAAUCGUGAUCUCAUUGAGCGCACGCAGUUUAAUUUUAUAUCGAUUUUCAAACACUGUCUUUGUCCCACUGGUGACCAUAGUUUAACCAUCUUCAACUUGUACUUCUAAAACCAAGGCGUAUUAAGUCAGAUGUAGUGGUGCUCUUCGAGGUGGCUCAUGACACUAUGCAUUCCCCAAAACUGCUUGAUCAUGGAUAAUUUUGCGCACCACAGUAAUUAUUGUCCUAUGGCUUGACUUUUAAGAACAUGCAAUAUGUAUUCCGCCGAAUAUUGUCAUAUUUUAGAGUUAACUUCCUUUAUUCUGUACAAGUGUACGAAAUCACGUUCAAUGAUUAACUUGCUUUCACGCCCGCCUUCUCGUUUAUUUCUUUAUCCUGUUUUUUUCCUCUACCUCAAGUUGUUUUGUCCAUGAAUUUUGUCCUUCCUGGACGUUGUCUUUUGGGUAUGAGUUUUUAAAUAAACCAGUACAAAGCCAUCAUGGCAGUUUCCCUGUACUACAAUAAACGUGUUGUUGUCGUCAUCGUCGUCGUCGAU